This is a messenger RNA of Enterobius vermicularis (human pinworm), 888 nucleotides long. The record is from the annotation of a GenBank genome assembly. Lineage: Eukaryota; Metazoa; Nematoda; Chromadorea; Rhabditida; Oxyuridae.
AUGAAUGGUCGUGGCAAGGCUAACGAAGAAACUUUUUCCAAGUUCAUUUUUAACAAGGAAAAAGGUACUUGCCUUGGACGUACAGCAAAAUCAUGGGUGCAAAUCUUGGGAUUUUAUGUUAUUUUUUAUUUCUGCCUUGCUGCCUUCUGGGUCGCUUGUCUUGCGAUGUUCCUCAGCACACUGGACGACAAAGUACCGCGUUAUUAUGGAAAACGAACGAUUAUGGGGGUUAAUCCAGGACUUGGUUACCAGCCCUGGAUGGACGACGACCCAGAUUCUACCCUCAUUACCUGGGAUCUAAAAAAUCCUUCUUCUUAUCAGAAGUAUGUUAAAAGGCUAGACGACUAUCUUUUGAAGUAUAGUAAUAUAACUUCGACUAGAAUUUGUAAUGGUUCUGAUAGCAAUGAGGACGCUUGUCGGUUUGAUUUAAGUAUCUUUGACGAAGCGGGCUGUGGAAAAGCAGAUGAUUAUGGGUUUAAACUGGGGAAGCCUUGCGUAAUCCUUUCGCUGAAUCGCAUGAUUGGUUGGAAACCUGCGCCCUAUCACAAUGACUCAAUCCCAGAGGUCAUUGCAGAACGUUAUAAGCCUGGGUUCGUGACCAUAUUAUGUGAAGGGACGAGUGAUAUGGACAAAGAGUUUAUUGGAAAAGUGGACUACAUUCCUGAAGCCGGUAUUGAUGGGAAGUACUACCCUUAUGCUGUAAUGGAUAACUAUCACCAGCCCAUUGCUAUGGUGAAAUUUGAAGACCUUCCACAUAACAAGCUGGUGUUGGUAGAAUGUCGCGCAUUUGCAAUGAAUAUAAAACAGGAUUUAGGUGCAAAACUUGGGCUUGUUAACUUUGAAUUAUUGGUUGAAGACCGCAAAGAAGGUCCCGAAAACAGUCGGUAA